UACACAAGUAGAGAGCAAAGAUAGCUCAAUUCAAGAAGCCUAAAGUCACUUCUCAGAAUGGCUAUCACCACUCAGCCAUUACUAACCACACAAGCCUCUCACAGCAAAAGUCUCUGUCUGAUCUUCUCCUUAGUUGCAAUCAUCUCAUCAUUUGGCAUGAUCACAGACCACUUGAUCAGGACCAGCGAUUUUGCUAAUGCCCCUUUUGUGCAUGUCUGUGGCAAGGCCCAAGAUCAGGCUCGAUGCCGAGCCAUGGUUUCGGAAAUCGUCCCCUAUGGCGCGGCCUCAUUCAUGAGUGACAACAAGAUGCUCCAAGUGUUCGUGAAGAAGAUGGCUAUCCGCACGGGAAAUGCUAUAGACGCCACGAAGGAUGUCCGCCGCCGGGUGAAUGAUCCUAGAGAAGAAGCGGCUUUGGCUGAUUGCGUGGAGUUGAUGGACAUGUCUGUGGAUAGAUUGGAAGACUCCACAAGGAGUCUUCAAGAACAGAAGUCAUCUGCAGAUGUCCAUACAUGGCUGAGCAGUUCACUCACAAAUUACAUCACCUGCUUGGAUGGUUUUGAAGGCUUGUCAUCGGCUAAAUCUUUGAUCGAGCCUAUUGUCAGUGACUUGAUAUCGAGGGCAAGAACUUCUCUAGCCAUGUUUGUUUCUGCUUCAUCUCCUGAAGGACAAAAACCAGAUGUCCUGGAGUCCUUGAUCGGCAAUUUCCCAUCAUGGGUCACGGGAAAAGAUCGUCGUCUUCUGCAAUCUCCAGUGAACGCUGUUAAUGCCGACGUGGUGGUGGCAAAAGACGGAAGUGGGAAGUACAAGACAGUGAAAGAGGCAAUCGUGGCCGCUCCUAGCAAGGCCAAGACCCAGUACGUUAUUUAUGUGAAGAAAGGCACAUACAAGGAGAAUGUGGAGGUGCCCAAGACGAAAACAAACAUCAUGCUAGUUGGCGAUGGCAUGGAUUCGACUGUGAUCACUGGCAGCCUCAACGUUGUUGACGGUGCAACAACAUUCAAUUCUGCGACUAUUGCUGUGAAUGGCGAUGGAUUCAUCGCCCAGGACAUAUGGUUCCAGAACACUGCUGGGCCGCAGAAACACCAGGCAGUCGCGCUCCGUGUCAGUGCAGACAAGUCGGUGAUCAACCGGUGCCGCAUCGACGCCUACCAAGACACACUCUACACUCACACCAACCGCCAGUUCUACCGAGACAGCUACAUCACGGGCACGGUGGACUUCAUUUUUGGUGACGCAGGCGUCGUGUUCCAGAACUGCAAACUUGUGGCGCGGAAGCCCAUGAGCAGCCAGUCCAACAUGGUCACGGCCCAGGGCCGGACCGACCCAAAUCAGAACACCGGGAUCUCGAUCCAGAGCUGUGACGUGAUCGCGAGCUCUGAUCUCGAGCCUGUCAAAGGCUCGAUCAAGUCGUAUCUGGGUCGGCCUUGGAAGGAGUACUCCAGGACUGUGGUGAUGCAAUCAAACAUUGGUGAUCACAUUGAUCCCACAGGGUGGUCAGUGUGGAGUGGCGAUUACGCCCUCAAGACUCUCUACUACGGGGAGUACCUGAACAAGGGAUCGGGCGCAGGAACGAGCAAGCGGGUGACUUGGCCGGGUUAUCGGGUCAUCACCAGUGCGGCAGAGGCGAAGAAGUUCACUGUGGCCGAGUUGAUUCAGGGAGGGACAUGGUUGAAGUCCACUGGAGUGUCUUACACUGAAGGGUUGUGAAAAAUGAGUUUUGUUCCUUUCUUUUUAGCAAAGUUUCCGUAAGUAGUGUUGUGAAUUCAAUAAUUGAGAAAUGUUUGGAGAUUUCAUUGUACUCUAUGGUUCAUGUAACAUCGUUUUGGCUUCAUGUAAACUGCAUCUUAUCAGGAA
Molecule: messenger RNA, 1854 nt
Organism: Syzygium oleosum
Lineage: Eukaryota; Viridiplantae; Streptophyta; Magnoliopsida; Myrtales; Myrtaceae
Product: pectinesterase
Exons: 3
Coding region: 58-1707 (549 amino acids)
Biological process (GO): cell wall modification
Molecular function (GO): pectinesterase inhibitor activity; pectinesterase activity
Source: RefSeq, a predicted model, not a curated record